AUGUCAGGCCAUAGCGCGCUGGAGCUGCUUCUGCCUGAGGUGCAACAGCAAAUCCUCUUACGAUUGGACUUUGUCGAUCUACAAGCCCUUAUCCAUGCAUCACCGCGUAUGUAUCAAGUAUUCAGACUCAACAAAAGGACUAUUCUCUCAACGGUGACACGUCAGCGGUUUGACCCUGCUACAACACGAGCCGCUCAAGCCAUCGAGAGAUUAUACUCCAUCGAACAACCACCAUUCUCACGAGACACUCUACUUCGCAUGUUCUCUACCUUGGAUGAACUAGACGAUUCUUUGGAUAUAGUCCUUCCGCUGCCCGUGUCGACAACAUUGGGCAGGCUUGAUGGAACGAUCAGGUUCUUCGCCGAUGAUUACACGCGGAAUACUUUUCCCAUCCUGGGGCAGCUAGGACAAUCAGGAUUUGUUACGAUCGAAACCGAGUACGAGCAAAAUCCCCAUGGGCCAAGAUCAGAUAUCUCAAGGAGCGAGUCGAAUCGUCUCCACCGAGCCUUCAGCCAAUUCGAGACCUACAGACAGUUCUUUAGCCAAUGUUCUUCGGACUUCAACCACGGUCCCCGACAGUGCUUUGGUGAACCAUCUCUGACCGUUUAUGAACAAGCGAAAAUGUUUUGUCAAGACAUGCCAGCUUACCAAGCUGCCGAGAUCGCCUGUGUUAGAGACUACCUGUAUCGCCGUUUGCGAGGUGUACAUGAUCAGGUGGAAGAUGAGGUUGUACAGAAACUGCAGGCCGGAUGUCCUGACCCCAGAGACAAGUACGAGGGACUCGACUGGGACUGGGAUAAUGGGGGGCGCCAUCAAUAUCUGGCAGACGACGAGCAUAUCUUUGGCUACAGCGGUAAAUACAUGCAGAACUCUCACAUUGAAUACCUUCUAUCACUUGGACUACCUUACAUCCGUAGAAUUCUGGAAUCGACUGGCGAUAAGCGUCAAGACCUGCUGCUUCACACUGAAUCCCGCUGUUAUGCCCAUCACCAGACAAAUUUUAUCACAGCAGCUCUCGGUCUUGACCCUUUGGACAGCAAUGACGAUCAGUACGGUUGGUACGAAAGAGAUAUAGAUUCCUGCUUAGACGAGAACGGCAAGCUGGAUCUUCCUCCUGGCUGGCUAUGGGCACAUACCGGAGACUAUUACCAUGGGCUUGUGGACGUGACUGCCAAAGGCCUGAGGGACUGGGGCUAUGUCUUCUGGGAUCUAGAAAGGCUUCAGAAGACCGGUAUUCUAGACCUGGAGUAA
Molecule: messenger RNA, 1251 nt
Organism: Letharia lupina
Lineage: Eukaryota; Fungi; Ascomycota; Lecanoromycetes; Lecanorales; Parmeliaceae
Exons: 1
Coding region: 1-1251 (416 amino acids)
Source: RefSeq, a predicted model, not a curated record